UGAUUAUUCGCCGCCUACUAUGUUAUGUCCAAGUGGUUAUUGGCCAGCAAAAAUCAAUUUAACCGGUGGUCCUUAUCAAACAGAUCGAACAUUUGAAUUAUCAUUUCAUCAAUCCAAUACGGAACAAUCAUCAUCACCGAUAUGUCAAUUUUGUCCAAAUGUUGGUUGUUUCAUUGUACGUUUAUCCUCCUCCUCCUCCGCCUCAAUGGAAACAAAGAAAUAUUCCACAGGGAAUAGCGGUAAAACAACACCAAUUCAACCAGUAUCUUCUUCUACUUCUACUUCUUCAAUGAUAAUGACGACAACAUCAACAACAACAACAACUGUCAAUGAAAGUGAUAUGAAUACUGUGAACAUGACAGGAACUAAUAAUAACAGUAAUUUCAAUGAAACAAUGGAAUCAAUGAACAGUAGUAGUAGUAAUUCAACUCUCAUUCAUGAUGAUACUACUUAUUUAUACAUGUCAUGUGAUCAUUGGAAUAAUUUGCCUUCACCAACAGAGAUAAUUAGUUAUUUAGAUUGUGUUAUGAUUGGUACUAGUAAUGAACAAUUUUAUUUGUUCAUUUAUGAGCCAAGAUUUCAAGUGGAAUCAUUACCACCGGUCGAUUGUGUUGAUGCAGAUUUUUUGGCAUGGAUUAAAAAUGAUACAGAAUUGUUGGGUUUAGAAUUAGGUUUUCGAAUGAAAACAAUACCACCAUUUUUACUGCGUUAUUAUCAACAUAUAAUGCAAUCAACUCAAUAUAUAUGUCUGGAUGGAAGAAGUUUAAUUAAUCAUUCUAUACAAUUUGAAGAUACUGAACGUUUUGCUAGUAAUAAAUUAACACAAGUUGUAUUUCGUUCAUUAACUGGUCUGAAAAGAGAACGUUUACCACCGAAAUCAAUUGAUAAUUAUCAUAGAACAGCAUUUCAAAGUGAUGAAUUAGUUGAAUCAUGUCCAUUUAUUGUACAACAUAAACCAGCUAAUAUUACACCGAAUAGUGAUUGUCAAUUUUCACCAAGUG
Molecule: messenger RNA, 1001 nt
Organism: Schistosoma turkestanicum
Lineage: Eukaryota; Metazoa; Platyhelminthes; Trematoda; Strigeidida; Schistosomatidae
Source: the annotation of a GenBank genome assembly